Messenger RNA from Bursaphelenchus okinawaensis, 5421 nucleotides. The record is from the annotation of a GenBank genome assembly. Lineage: Eukaryota; Metazoa; Nematoda; Chromadorea; Rhabditida; Aphelenchoididae.
AUGACAGAUAAUACCAAGCCCAAGAGUUCGUCGAGCUCGGAAUCCGGCAAGAACGGACCAUCUGAAGAAGAACUGAAGUUGUUGCGUGCCAAAUUUCACAAUCGUUUCCAUAAGUUCUCAAAUAAUAUGGAUACUGGGUAAGUCUUAAUUUUGACAAUAAUAUAUAAAAACUACCCUGUCUAUUAUUUAAUCUUUAUAUCUUGAUCUAAUAGUAAAAAAACCUUGAUUUUAGUGGCGUUAAAAUCAAAGGCUCGAAGCCAAAACCUCUCAAAAAGAAAAAAUCAAUUUGGGAUGAGGAAUUUGCACCUACAAUCUACGAAGAAGUCGAUGCGCCAAGACGCCCUGCCGUCGCUAGGAUGUACACUCGGUAAGUUAAGUUUUGUAGGGUUUAGCAUAACACUGUAUGUUUGAUAAACUCUUUCGGACAUUAAAAGCCAAUUUUUUUCAGAGACAUGAAGCCGAAAGAGACCUCUCCUAGUCAAAGUGAAAAGGUUACCAAACACAAAAUUGCCAAGUAAGUCAUUGUUUCACAUUGCAAACUAAAAUUAAUAAUAUUUAAGCUAAAAAUAGUUUUAUUUUACACUAUCUUACUACUCCUGUUUAUAAUUCCAUCUUUAGCGAUUCACUUGACAAAUCUAUCAAAGAAGUUCCCACCAAAAAAGAAAAGAAGAAAAAGAGGUCAAAGAGGACGAAACACAUAAAGAAACAAGCCAAAGCUGAACCAAAACGUACCAAGAAGACUAGUACGGUAAGUUAUACGCUCAAUUUUCAUCUUUAUUAAAAUACUUUUUUAAAGUUGUCAAGUAUAUAAUGACUUUCAUUAUACUAACCUUGUUUUUAGGUGUCCCCUGGUACAACCGAAACUGAAGACGAAGCACCUCACAAGAAAAUCAAAGGAAAAACAUCAAAAAGUAAAAAGAGCGAAGCUGCCAUUUCAGAAGACAACAACGAAGUGGCUAGAAGACCAAAAAAAUCAAAAAAAAGUUCUACCGUAAGAAGUUACCUUCAACAUUAAAAUAUAUAAGAUUUCUUUAAUUAGUAUCUUAAAACAAGGUUCGCGAGAAAAUCGAACAUUGAACGGACAGGGGCGGCACAUGGAAAAAAAAGUAUUUUUAAAUCUUUUUGUUUUUUGACCAAUGAUAGUACUCAUUAAGUAGAAUCAAAAAAUAUUUUCAAAAAAAAAUUUUUUUUGGGUUACUGUAGGAGUACUGUAGAUUUUACUUAAAUUUUGUAAGUUGUUUGUCUGUUAACCGGAUUUGGAUGAAACUUCUUUUGUUUGAUAGAGGACUUAAUACAAAGAACUUUUGCUCUUGACUACUUUUUCCAUUAUGCCCGGAAGGCAUUUAAAAAUUUAAAAAACUUCAAAAAAUGGUAAAAAAUAUUACAGUAUGCUAUUUUCCUCAAAAUAAAAGCACUUUGGGAAGACGUUUUCUCUACGAAUUAUUAAAACAGAGGUAAGUAUCGUUAAAAUGAGUGUAGCCACGUUUCCUGAAAUUGGGGCAAACGUGAGUUAUGAGGUCGUCAACCUAAGGCAGUUACUCAUUUUGACUUAUCAUAAUAUUAUAACUUGCCUCAAAAUGCUUCUAAACGGUUAAAAAUUUUUUUACUUUCUUAUUUUGACUUUAUUUAUUGAUUUUAAUUAAUUUUUAUUGAUAAAAAAGUUUUUUUUGUUUUUGUAUUUUUUAGACCCAGUGGGGACGCUAAAUUUUAAAGAUUUUUUUAAAAUCCGAAAUUUGUGCCAUAAAGGUUUUAGACUAUGCCGAGUUCGAAAAUAUGAUUUUUUCUUUUGUUUACUGUAUACUAGAGUACUGUACGAGUCCGGUAGGUUCAAUAUCUCUAUAACGAAGAGUCGUAGUGAGGUGGAGUCUUUAUUAUCAUGUUGUAUGGACAAGAUAUAGUACCUUAUGUUAAAGAAAAAAGUUCUAUAUACAUUUUUACCGUAGUAAAAUUUCGUAUCUUGAGUAUACAGUAAACAAAAGAAAAAAUCAUAUUUUCGAACUCGGCAUAGUCUAAAACCUUUAUGGCACAAAUUUCGGAUUUUAAAAAAAUCUUUAAAAUUUAGCGUCCCCACUGGGUCUAAAAAAUACAAAAACAAAAAAAACUUUUUUAUCAAUAAAAAUUAAUUAAAAUCAAUAAAUAAAGUCAAAAUAAGAAAGUAAAAAAAUUUUUAACCGUUUAGAAGCAUUUUGAGGCAAGUUAUAAUAUUAUGAUAAGUCAAAAUGAGUAACUGCCUUAGGUUCACGACCUCAUAACUCACGCUUGCCCCAAUUUCAGGAAACGUGGCUACACUCAUUUUAACGAUACUUACCUCUGUUUUAAUAAUUCGUAAAGAAAACGUCUUCCCAAAGUGCUUUUAUUUUGAGGAAAAUGGCAUACUGUAAUAUUUUUUACCAUUUUUUGAAGUUUUUUAAAUUUUUAAAUGCCUUCCGGGCAUAAUGGAAAAAAGUAGUCAAGAGCAAAAGUUCUUUGUAUUAAGUCCUCUAUCAAACAAAAAAAAGUUUCAUCCAAAUCGGUUAACAGACAAACAACUUACAAAAUUUAAGUAAAAUCUACAGUACUCCUACAGUAACCCAAAAAAAAUUUUUUUGAAAAUAUUUUUUGAUUCUGCUUGAUGAGUACUAUCAUUGGCCAAAAAACAAAAAGAUUUAAAAAUACUUUUUUUUCCAUGUGCCACCCAUGUUUGGUUCUCUCGCGAACCUUGUUUUAAGAUAGAUAAACAACCUUUUACAACACAAAAAAUCAAUAUUUUUUUCAGAUGACUCAACCCACAUCUUCAGAAGGCGUCGAUGGUCAAACACGAAAGAGUCCUACAAAGAAACUUCCUAAGAUAGAUCAUCUUCCACCGUCUUCUGACCUCGACGAUGAACCAUCAAACAGAAAAACCAGGAAAAAGGUUUCGAAACGAGAUCAUCUUCCACCGUCUUCAGAUGCCGAUGACGAUGUACAGCAAAAGGCUAAAACAAAGAAACGUCCAAAGAUAGAUCAUCUACCGCCAUCUUCUGAUGCCGAAGAAGAACGGUCAGAAAGAACAGUUCGAAAGAAGCUUCCAGAAAUCGACCAUCUUCCACCAACUUCUGAUGCCGAUGAUGAACCAUCAAAAAGAAAAACCAGGAAAAAAGCUUCGAAGGCAGAACACCUUUCACCAUCGUCAAAUGCCGAUGCUAAGCAGAAGACUAACCAAAGGAAACCUCCAAAAAUAGAUCGUCUUCCGCCGUCUUCUGAUGCCGAAGAAGACCGGUCAGAAAGGGCAGUUAGAAAGAAGCUUCCAGAAAUCGACCAUCUUCCUCCAUCUUCAGAAGCCGGAUCAUCGGAAGCUGUAUCAAGUCAGCGAGAAAAGAAGCCGACUAGACCAAAACCUAUGUCUGCUGAAUCUGCAUCACGUGCGGUACCAGCUUCACCUAAGUCUCCAAGGAGUGCUGAAGUAGAUGCAUCAUCUCCAGGCCAAAACUCAGAGAAAGAAAUGAAAGCUGAACUAGUACCAGUUCAAAAAGAUGGCACUGGAUCCAUUAACGUCAGUUUGACAGAUAUAGACACCUUGUCUGCGACGUCGCCAACCUCAACACUAAUAUCAGACAGAGGAGCCACCAAAGCUGAAAAGAAGGAGAAGAAGAAGGAAAUCAAAAAAGGUGAGUUUACCAGAGUCUAACAAUACGAUUAACAAUAUGUUUUAGCCAUGAAAGACAAGCUGUUUGAAGAACUCACAGACGACAUUCAACUAGACGACAAAGUUUUACAAGAAAUUGCUGAAGAUUUGAAAAAAGGAAAAAGUUAUGAUCCUAACCUGAUUGAUCAGAAGUUGGCCAACAAGAUUCUGGAAGCUGAGAAAGCACCAACUGAAGACGACUUGAAGAAGAAGCAACAAGAGGUACCAAAAUUUCAUAACUUUGAUUUUUUCGACGAAAUCUUGUCAAACGGAGUCAUUUUAUACGCUGCAAAAGGUCCAAAAAUAUUUUCAAGGAAAUGCAAAAUCUUGUUUUUUUUAAAUUUUGACGCCGUUCCUUACUUUUUUAUCCUUAAUUUUAAUAUAUUUUAUGAGUAAUUUACGUUUUUACUUUUAAAAUCCAGGAAUACGAAAAGAGUGACGUCGCGACCAAGAUCGUGAACAAAUUGACAACGAGCAACGUCCUUGGCAAAGUAUUGAAGCCGGAAGAACUCCAAUUACUUUCUGAAUAUUUCAGUGGGAAAGUUGAACUAAACGAUGAAGUUCUGAACGUUCUCAACGUAGCGUUGGAGAAGAUUCUCGACAGAGCACCAGAGUUCUACGACAACAAGGAAGAGCUGAAGAAGUUCUUACAGAAUCGUGAUCACGCUAAAAAGCAGCUUUUGGAUGCUCUAUUGUCUAGAAAGGCAGGAUUCUUGAAGAAUCUGUAUGGAAAUGCUUUCUUUUAUGCUGAAAUGUUGAGUCAGAAGUAUUAUGACGCUGUCAAGUUUGCGGAAUCAGCCAAACAGAACAUUACCAAGAGUUAUGCCAGAGGUGUGAAAGCGGUAAAUGAAAGGUACAGUCAAGGAGUUAAAGGUCAGUUUAUAAGUUAUUAUAUAAACUCGAAAAUGUGCUUGAUUUAAAAAAAGUUAAGUUUUACAAAUUCGAAAUGAGAUUUUGAAAUUUGAAAAUCAUUUUGUAGUUUUUUGUAGUUUUGACGCUUUACUUUUGUGAGCGGUUGUGUUUUUAAAGAUUCUGCGAGAUGCCAAAAGUUUUUGAAAGUUUACAUGAUGGUAGUGUUUGUAUUGUUUUAUUUUCUUUAUCCAUAGCAUUUAUAAUAUUCUUUUUUUUUAAUUUAGCGUUAUGUUUUUAUAUACUAAUGAUCCGUUUUACAGUGAGCCGCGAUGUGGCCAAUUCAGCUCAGGACAUGAAGAACAAGUAUUAUGAUCCGGCAGCUAUUGCCACGAAGGACUUGGUGGAGUUAACUAAGAAGGAUUACUCCGAAACCGAGAACCCGGAGCACAAAGAACGAAAGGAGAAGCUGUGGCAGGAAUCAGGAUGGUUGAAGAGAGGCUGGUGGUUUGCUGUCAAGGUUGCUGUGGCAUUCGCACAGGAUACGUCGAUGCACAAGAGGAUUGGAGAGCCGGUUCCAGACAAAAAGGAUGUUGAGGAUACUAUCAAGGGUGCCCCGAGUAAGUUUUUUGUUUACUCCAUAAUUGUCUUGAAGAAUAAUUACUUUUUUUUGCAAAAAAAUAGUGGUUUAUGCCAAUUUUAACCGAUUUAAACGUCUAGGCCUUCCAAAUAGUUCUAAAUCUGCUCCAGAUCUCACGGACAAGACUCAAGAUCCAUCAAAAACUGAAUCUGAAGCUCCAGCUGCUCAUGGCAAAGAGAAAGAAGCAGUAGCCUCUUCCGAUCACUUGUAUGAGAGCCUGGAUUCUGCUCCACCUUUGGAUGGAAAAGAAGCCGAGAAGCCAGGACCUUCUGAUCCUAAAGACAAGUAA